AUGGGAUUUAGUCUACCACUAGAUGAAAGAGGUCUUCCAAAAACUGAUUCAUACAUAGCAUCUUCAGCUAAAAAAAUCAGGCAGUUUAUUUUGGGAAAUGAAAAAGCUGGUUAUGCGUAUGUUAUAAUGGCUCAACCUCUCUCAGAAAGUGCUCCAUCAUAUUGUUUGUCAAUUUAUAGUACGAAUAAUAAAUUUACAUUCAGAGAAGUUAUGCAAAGGUGGAAAUACAUGAUCGAAGAAGCGGAAACGUUCGACAUCAAAAUAAUGGGGUUUUCUUCUGAUGGGGAUACUCGAUUACUCAAAUCAAUGCGACUUGCUAGUAAACUCUCCAAUUCUUCGGUAUCAUCUUCAUGGGAGUGGUAUCAUAUAGAUGAAUUGAACUUUAGGGGUUGUAGUUUUGUACAAGAUAGUGUCCACAUUGCCACAAAACUGAGAACAAGGUUCCUAAAAUAUUCGGUUGUUAUUCCUCUAGGAAAGUACUUAGCAUCGGUUAGCCAUCUGCAAAUUGUUAUUCAGGAGUUUUCAAAAGAAAAACAUUUGCUAUGUCCAUCUGAUCUGAAACCGGAAGAUAAAAUGAAUUUCCGGUCAGCCGAGAAAAUGUAUUCUGAGAAAGUUAGGCAAUUUUUGAAAUCCGUACCCUUGAGUGAGGGAACGGAAGCUUAUCUCAGGAUAAUGCAAUAUUCAGUCACUGCAUAUUUGGAUAAAGAUAUGGAGAUACAUACCAGAAUUUACAAAAUAUGUAUCAAAGAUAUCCUAGAUAGAAUCAAUAGAAUUUCUUACAUUAAUCUGAUAUUGAAUGACUUGAAUAAUGAGUUUGUUUUUCCGCGCGAGCAAAAAAAUAGGAAUAGUACGAAUCUGGAUAAUAUUGCAGAUUUAACCGACGAAAGCAUAGCCUCAACAGUACAUAAAGCAUUAUCUGAUGCUUUAAUUUGCUCCACUAAUUUGGGAAUGACGGUUUCCCCUGAUUCUUGGCUACAAGUGAAACUGUCAGAUAGAGCCAACGAAGAAAUUUUGAAUAUUGAACAAGAUAAUUUGGAAGAUAAUGAAAUCGAAAUUGAAGAUCUGAAUGUUAAAACUACAGAAUCUAAAUACUCAAUCGAUAAUGUCAUCCAAAAUGUAUUACAAGCAACGGAUAUUGAUAAUUUGGACAGCGAAAAAGAUAGGUUUGAAGACAUUUUGGAUAUGUCUGAAAUUGCAGCCAUCAGAGGAGAUUUGCAGUUGAAAGAUUUUCCCGAAUAUAAAUCUACUAUUUCUAAUAAUAGUCCUUUCGUCGAAGUUAUCGUGGAGGGAAAAAUACGAGUUCUGAAGAAAUCUUCUCUUUGUUGGCUUUUUGAUCAAACAGGACGUACCACCGUCAUCGACAUUAACCUAAUAUCUCUCGCCAAAAUAUACGGGGACAUGGCGUAUACCGCAACACGGUACCGCAUAAUACAUGAGGCACCCGCCGUAACGGUACCAUCGGUGGUACCGUCGGACGGUACCCAGAGUUCGGGGGUCAUGCGAUCUCUCCGUAUGGUCGAUUUGACCGGCCUCGAUGGUGACACCGGCCACGGUGGUACCGAUACCGAUUUUUCGGGAGGUUCAGUACGGGAAAAAUAG
Molecule: messenger RNA, 1599 nt
Organism: Phaedon cochleariae (mustard beetle)
Lineage: Eukaryota; Metazoa; Arthropoda; Insecta; Coleoptera; Chrysomelidae
Source: the annotation of a GenBank genome assembly